AUGCACGACCCUAUUUCGCUACAAUGGCUUGUCGAUGACUUUAUCGAGUCUGCGGGUGAAGGUCUCGAGAGCCGUGUCGAGCUCUUUGUUCGCGCUGGGCUUCCCAUCGACCGCACCCACACGGUGCUAGGAUACACAGCGAUGCAUGCAGCUGCCAGCCAACCUGACGGCCGUAUCAUGGCGCGCCUUAUCCGCGCAGGUGCCGAUGUAAACGUCCCGGCCACGACGCAAUCAACCCCAUUGCACACGGCCGUCAUGUUCGGCAACCAGACGUGUGUGGAGCAGCUCUUACGUCACGACGCCGCGAAACGUCCCGGCCACGACCGCAUGCUGCCGUACGAUGUCGUUCAAGAGUUUCCUUCCGAAGCGAUCCAAACGUUGCUUCAAGGGGCCCCGCCUCCCCCAGCGCGGUUGGCGUGUGUCUUGAGCGAGCCUUCAAACUUGCACUUGAGCUGGGAGCCCGGUGUCGUGCCAGCCCGACGAUCAACAACCAUGCCCGCG
Molecule: messenger RNA, 501 nt
Organism: Saprolegnia parasitica CBS 223.65
Lineage: Eukaryota; Oomycota; Saprolegniomycetes; Saprolegniales; Saprolegniaceae
Exons: 5
Molecular function (GO): protein binding
Source: RefSeq, a predicted model, not a curated record